AUGGGGGUCAACACCCGCAAACCGAUCCUUCCCGCCCCCACAGAAUCCAUCAUCGAUACCACGGGGGACAGCGCAACGGGCACAGAUCUGGCAACUGACCUUUCUCGCCGCACAGACAAAACGUCGUACUCCAUCCCAGACGACGGUAGCCCCGUCACUGUCUCCACUCGGCGACAGCGGGAACGCGAGGAAAAAUUGUCUCGAGCUCAACACGACUCCCACACCUCAUUACUCAUCGAGUAUUUCGAGGGCGGCAAAGGUGCAAGCGGCAUUGUCUCUCGUCCUAGUGUGCGAGUGCGUGUAACCCCAUCGUCAGCUAGAAAGUCCAGGGAUAAGAAAGACCACUUCCAAAUCACCGAGUCAAGCGGAAGCCACAGCCGCAAACCGUCAUAUACCCACCGGAUAUCCCUACCAUCAGCAUCCGCAAAACAAAAGCAAUUGGAAUCGGGAGCGGAUGACCUGAGCUUUAGUUCGAAUUCAGCUGAGGAAGAGGGUCAUUAUUCGUCACGUCGCGAUCCGGUAGAUAUCGAAAUUGUGAACCGCGGACAGGGUAGCGAGAUGUCUUCCAUCUCGCAAGAUAAUCGAUACAUGACCAACGCAUCGGAGGUUUCGUCCAUGCCGCCGGACAGCAUGAUCAACGCGUCGUCGGCUGGUCCCAGGCGGAAACGCAGCCAGAGUAUGGAGCGUGAUGCCGACGAAGAUAAGGGAUUGCUCAAGACCCCUCACCGACAAAGAAGUCGCAGUUUGAGUCAUGAGCGAAUUGCACAUCGCGUAGCAGAAAAGCUCACUGAAUCACCGCAAGAGGCUUCGAGCGGCAGACACAGAAGCAAGGGCGGCAAGGAUUACCUCGAAGCCGAAACAAAACCAUCCCGUCGCCGGACGCGCAAGUAUGCGGAAGAGGAUGUCACUAGUCCUGACUCAAGUAUUCUCAGCACAUCAGGAGUCUCUUCAAACCGCAAGUCCGAUCAGUACUCGGUUCGCUCCGGUGCAUCCAAGUCCUCUAUCAACAAUCCAAAGUUACUAGAGACGGUUGAAGAUGCGAUCAGAAGAUUGAUUCUACCGGAGCUAAAGGAGCUCAAGAAGGACCAAAAAGUAAUGACCAACAAGAACAAAUUCGAUCGGGACGUGGCUACAUCUCAUUCGUCCGGCACGAGCUCCAGAGAUGAGCUAGGUCGACGUCUCUCCAAGCACGCCAGUGCGCCGGAUGUUUUGCCCCAAGUUGUUCUGAACAAGAAUAGUAAAGACGAAGGCAUUGUUCUUUCUCCCGAGGCGGCCCCACGCAGUAAAGAGGUCAAGGAAGUCAAGGAGGUCAAGGAGCGCAAACCAAGCAAAAGCAGCGAAAGCUCCGAACUGGCGAUGAGAUGGGCCAAUCGACCCGACUUCACCGAACAAGACAAGAUCCGCAGGCAGAAGAGCAAGGGUCUCCGCGACGCUCACGCUGCUGCCCGAGUUGGGUCUGCUCUCACGGCGGCUUCUUUGAAACACCACGAUUCCAAUUCCAGUCUCGGCAGAAAUGACCGCCGCCGAGAUAGUGGCUCUCGGAAAAGUUCACGCAAGAGUACUGAGAGUAUGAACUAUAACGAAACCGAACUUGUUUUCCAGAAGCACAAUGUUGCGCCAAUGCCAAUGCGCAGCGAGAUGGACUCCGAGUUGACCAGAAACUCGCUGCUCUCGGAGCGAACGGCAAGUCCCACUCCCGAAAAACAAACCUCCUACUUCGACACUACUCGUGGAUCGCCGAGGCAGGCCAUGUCGCCAGCUUCUCGCACUCCUACUAGAAAUUCUGCCGACUCGCGUUAUGGGCUCGGAAUGCGCCAUGGCAAUCAGUCGCAACAUAAUAUCUCGGUGCACAGUGCUUCGGAGCGUGACCUUCAUCACCAGAGCCAAUCUCCUGGAACCGAUGGUGGUAACCGGGCAAUUGCAGCUGCAGCCGCAGCUAAUCUCCUUGAUGCCGCUCACCCCGGACAUCAUGAAACGGAAGAUGACUAUCACAAUGAAACCAACAGCCGCGGACUGAGCCCCAUUCAGAGUCUUGCAAGUGAUCAUACUGGGACUCGCCACGAUCAUUACUCGACUCACAGUGAUCAGCAUGUCGACGGCAAACAUGAGAUGGAGCCUCGACUCUCCAUUGACUCUCUGUCAUCCGCCCCCAGUACAAACCUCGCUAGAUCCACUCGUCAGGGCACUAGCUCACACAGCCAGAGUGCAAUUUUCAAGCAGCACAGCCAGGAAUCACCUGGGCUCGGAUACGAACAUUCGCGCCAGGGUUCCCAAGACAAUGGCUUCUAUGGCUAUGACGAGGAGAGCAGACGCUCUCACGACGAUGGGGAUAGCGAUGUAGACUUUAUGGAGAAAGUCAAAGAAGGCCACCGUGUGACUACCGGUGCUGCUGCUAAUCCCCAAUUUAUGCACCCGAUGCCCGUCGAAUCUGCAGUCGCUUCCUUGAUGGAUCCCUCUGUCCUUGAAUCUCAUGUCUCAUCGAACCGCUCGCAAACAGAUCUAAGUCAACGACCAGGCAACCGAAGCCCUGAAAAGCCAGGAAGUGAAGUUUACCGCGGAAGCCCUUUGAAGCAACGCCAGGAUGCUUUCACUGCCGAUGAGACCUCGUUCCCCCGACGCAUGGGUGUCACAUCGCCCCCUCAGAGCGUUACCCAGUCUUUGGAUGACAUCGACGACUCUGCUAUGAUGGAUGCCAAUGUCCCACAUGAAAAGCAAAGUCCUCACACAGACGCUGAAAGCCAAGUCUCAGAGUCUGAAAUCAACACCAACCCGUCCAUUAUACAGGGCCCCAUCGGUGGUGUCGCUCAGGCAGAAAACUGGGGAUAUGAUUCAAGAUCUCCGCCGCCGGAUCACUACUACGAUACCCAGAUAGGUGGAUCUAAGGGUCUCAAUGCCGAGCAGCAGAUAGGGCUUGACGCGGAAUACUACCAGACUGCCCAGAAUAUCUUUGGCGGCGAUGACUACUCUGCCCACUCUGGCGAUAACCAGGCCCGGCAAUCGUUCGGUACCCCUCCUGGUGCCAAGGAUGAAGGCUAUGUUUCGGCUGCCAACCCCAUGUCUCCCAGCAUCGGGACCCCGAAGCAAGCUAGUCGCGGCCUUGCGGGCGCGGAUGCCGCUGGAAUGGGUAGUUUCGAUAGUUCUGCUGGGGCAGACGAUCCUUUUGCCUCUGGUAAUGAGCGCCACUUCAGUGGCUACUCUCACGGUGUUGGCUCCCCACUCUACGACAGUGCUACCGGCCGAGGCAUCGAGAGAAUUCAAUCCCAGGACAUUGUGGCUCUUAUGGAUCAUUUGACUGUUCGAGACGCCCAGCGCAAUGCCAGAGAUACCGAGAUUCUGAUUACUUUGGUCCGAAGUGCUGCUGAGAUGCGCACUUCCUUUGAGCAGAUGAGGAAAUUCAUCGCCGACCAAGAUGAUCUCAUCAUGGACGGCGCUUGGUGGUCCCCGGCCAUUACCCCCAGUGGUUCUCGGGCUCGGCAGCUGAACGCUGAAGAGGAAGACAAGCGGAAGAACAUCUUCAAGCGUGCGCUCAAGGGAUUGAGCCUCAAGUCGGGCAGUGAUUUGACCAAGAUUGAAGGCAUGCUCGAGCACCUGCUUGACGAGGUUGAGGCCCUGCGAUCCGGACAAGAUGGCCUGAGCCCUCACGGUGGUACCAGAAUGGGAAGCAUAGAGCCAAAUGGGUACGAGACUCCUGGUCCAAACGGUGUACCUACCGAGACGAGCCGCUCGCCUUACGGGUCCGGCUCUUCUCGUCCGGCCAAUGCGCAGCGCAGAAAUUCGGACCAGCGAGUCAGCACCGUCCAUGAAGUUGACGAAGACCUUGAGCUUGACGAGGGUGACCAGUUUCUGACUUCACAUCUCCCUGUCCGCGAUGCGCCCCAUCAUGAGCGGUCGGGUUCAUUGCCGCUUGACACGCCUCCACGCAAGCCGGUAGUCACGUCAGCUCGUAGCACCGAGACAACCCCCAAGGCUCGCAAGCACAAGUCCAGCAGCUCGUCCAUUUUCCCGAAGAUCUCGCGCUGGUCUAAGUCCACGGCGACCUCCAUGGGCGACGGCAUUCGCAACAGCAUCCAGCCUUCCCGCAAAGAGCGUCCGACCUCGGAUGAGUCUCGGUCUGGAUCUGAUCUCGCACCCCAGGGAGCGUAUCAUGAUCCCCAGGGGGAUGACAGAAUCCGAUCCAAUUAUACCUUGAACGAAGAGCAAGAUGAGAACAGACCUCCUUCACCAUUAGUGCCUUCCCAGGUGUCUGAAGCGCCCAAAUACCGCGGCCACCGUGGAAGUCUCGAGCUGCAGCACCCCCAGCCUCGACAAGGCCCAACCGCACGUUACCAGUCCCGCCUCGAAACCGAGGCCCAGGUCUACGGAGGUCCGGUUUCUCCCACUGGCUCAGAGCAGUGGGAUUCCAACCCCAGCCUGGUCAACCCUUCCCAAAACCGCAACAGCGGUGCCGCGCGCCUGUCCCCGAUCUCCGACGCAGGCUACUCGGAGACCAGUUCCCAAGCAACCCGUACACCAGGUCCACCCCGUCCUCCUAAAAUCCUCGAUUCGGGCCCUCUCAUUCCCGAGCGUCAACCCAAAGUGACGGAUAACGAGGAACCAGCUUACAGUGGCGACCGUGUUGUUUCUAGAAGUUCUGCCGUCUGCUCGCCCCCCACUCGCAAGCCAACUGGCCCGCGUCCCCUUGCAUCUGCCGGCUCCUACAGCCCAGGCAAUAUCAAGCGAACCCGCUACCGAGGCAGUCCCGUGCAAGUCGACUAUGACGAUGAGCAAUAUUGA
Molecule: messenger RNA, 4773 nt
Organism: Penicillium psychrosexuale
Lineage: Eukaryota; Fungi; Ascomycota; Eurotiomycetes; Eurotiales; Aspergillaceae
Exons: 3
Coding region: 1-4773 (1590 amino acids)
Source: RefSeq, a predicted model, not a curated record